Messenger RNA from Sorex araneus (European shrew), 3006 nucleotides. It is a transcript of the gene IMPA1, whose product is annotated as inositol monophosphatase 1. The coding region runs from base 244 to 1077 and encodes 277 amino acids. The record is from RefSeq and is a predicted model, not a curated record. Gene Ontology annotation, biological process: phosphatidylinositol phosphate biosynthetic process; signal transduction; inositol metabolic process. Lineage: Eukaryota; Metazoa; Chordata; Mammalia; Eulipotyphla; Soricidae. Gene Ontology annotation, molecular function: inositol monophosphate 1-phosphatase activity. The transcript has 10 exons.
GGCGGCGGGUCUGGUACAGGGCGCGGCGAGCACCCAGCCCAGCUGUGCAGUGGGAAGUGAUUCUUUGUGGCUCUUAAAUCAAGAUCUCAUCUUUGAAGCCCUGGUCCCUCCCGGUUUCUCCCGGUCUUCUCUGAGCUCUCUCACUUGUCCUUCAGAUCUUGCUUGGCUGAUCAGAUUCUCGGGAAACCUUCCCUCGUUCCUAACACCCAGUCGAAGCUCCCAGGUGAUAAAUUUAUUGAGAAGAUGGCCGAUCCUUGGCAGGAAUGCAUGGAUUAUGCAGUAACCCUAGCAAGACAAGCUGGAGAGGUGGUUUGUGAAGCUCUGAAAAAUGAAAUGAAUGUUAUGAUUAAAAGCUCCCCAGCUGAUUUGGUCACUGCUACUGAUCAAAAAGUUGAAAAAAUGCUUAUUUCUUCCAUAAAGAAAAAGUAUCCAUCACACAGUUUCAUUGGCGAGGAAUCCGUAGCAGCAGGGGAGAAAAGUCUCCUCACAGACAAUCCCACGUGGAUCAUUGACCCUAUUGACGGAACAACUAACUUUGUGCAUAGAUUUCCUUUUGUAGCUGUUUCCAUUGGCUUUGUUGUGAAUAAGAAGAUGGAAUUUGGAGUGGUGUACAGUUGUGUGGAGGAUAAGAUGUACACCGGCAGGAAAGGAAAAGGUGCCUUUUGCAAUGGCCAAAAACUCCAGGUCUCCAAGCAAGAAGAUAUUACCAAAUCACUCCUGGUGACAGAGUUGGGCUCCUCCAGAACACCAGAGACAAUAAAAAUUGUACUUUCUAAUAUGGAAAAGCUCCUUUGCAUUCCCAUUCACGGGAUCCGAGGCGUGGGAACUGCAGCUGUCAACAUGUGCCUGGUGGCGACUGGAGCCGCGGACGCCUACUACGAGAUGGGCAUUCACUGCUGGGACAUGGCAGGAGCCGGCAUCAUUGUCACCGAGGCUGGCGGGGUGCUGAUGGAUGUAUCAGGUGGACCAUUUGAUUUGAUGUCACGAAGAAUAAUCGCUGCAAACAGUAAAACAAUAGCAGAAAGGAUAGCUAAAGAAAUUCAGAUAAUCCCUUUGCAAAGAGACGACGAAGAUUAAUCCGAGCAGCAUCGCGUCCUCACAGUUGCUCCCGCCCAGCUGUGCUCUGCACACCGCUGGUCUUCCACAGUGCAGACGUCUGUCUCAGGUGUCUAGUCUGGUUGGUCUAAAUUAGUAUGACUUUCCAGGGUCAAAAUUUGCAGCUUCCAUAUCCUGUUGAGAGUAGGUAUAUAAGAAUAGAUGAAGUAUUUUGUUGUUUUAAAAAUCUUGUGUAUGUAAGAGUUGCAUGGAAGAAUGAUCACUUUGAGAGAAAUAAUAUAGUUUAUGAGAUAAGGUAUCUGUAAAAUAGCAAUUUUGGUUUUCUGAAAAGAAUGAGCUUCUAAUAUGUUGACUUACUGCUUCUAUAUAUAUAAAACCCUUUUUUAUUAGAAAGUGAACCAUAUUUUUGUGUGUGAUUUUUGGGCUACAGUGGUGGUUUUCAGUGGCUUCACGUGGUGUAAAAUAUCAGACUGGGGCCUCGAAUCCUUGCCUCAUGCAUACACGUAUGUUUAGCACUUUGAAAUAUCUCAUUGGAGUGCUAAAAGUUAAAGUUGGGUUUUUUUGUUUUUUUUUUUUUGCUUUUUGGGUUACACCUGGCGAUGCACAGGGGUACUCCUGGCUUUGCACUCAGGAAUCACUCCUAGUGGUGCUCAGGGGACCAUAUAGGAUGCUGGGAAUCGAACCCAGGUCAGCCAUGUUCAAGGCAAACACCCAACCCGCUGUGCUAUCGCUCCAACCCCUAAAAGUUUAAGUUUUAAGAAAAAAUUCUCUUUAGUUCUUAAAGCCAUAUUUAAAUUUAUAAAAAUUUACUUCCUCAAAUACUAUUUCUUAGUAGAAAAACUUACUUGUUUUAUUUCUUCAUGUUCAGGUAGCAUCUAUCAAAUAUAAGAGGUUAAAAAAAAUUCAUCGAAAGAAUGGAGGUAGCAAUUACUGGUAAUAGAAGUACAUGAAGUAAUUAAGUCAGCAUUCUGUAUUUAACUUCAGGUUUUGAAUUUUAGAUUAUCCACUCACUCAUUUUAUAUUUCACAUUCCUAUUUCUUAACACAUUUCACUUUACCUUAUCAUUUCAGUGGUCCGACCACCAGCUAGUCUUCCCAGUCGUGACAUUUCUGCAGAUAGUAUAUUUUUCAGAAACAGCCACAGUGUUUGUUUGGAUUUCUUUAAAAUUCAAGCGUUAAAGAGAAGAGACUUUCCCCCAGAACAAACGUCCUUCUCAGUUGUCUGCUAUAACUCGAUAGAGCGCGGUGUUAUGUUAACAUGAAGUCUUGUUUCGUGUUUGAGCCAUGCCCAGCGGUACCCAGGGGCUCCUCCUGGUUCUGUGUGUGGUGGGGGUGGGAGGUCACUCUUGGCAGUGCUCGGGGUCCGUUUCCUGGGGAUCAAGUGCUGGGCCUCCGGCGUGCGCAGUGUGCUUUGCCUGUGCUAGCCCUGCUGAGCUCCCUCUCCCCGGCCCUGAGCUUUAAUAUUUAGGUUUUCAGGGUGGGCCUGCGGAUCUGUGUGUGCACAGGAAGCCUCCACCCUGGCAAAUACACUGUUACUAUUGAGUUCAACUUUUUAUUUAUUUUGUUGUCACAAGGUUCUAUUUGCUUUUUAGUAGUUUUUGGCCUUGUCAGACUCAUAAAGAAAAUUGUUUCGGUUUAUAGAUAAUUUAAAAAAAAUGAAUUUAUUGCUAGCCUGUACCCUUGCCAUGCAAACUGUUGAUUUUUAAUUUCAGUUCAUGUUAGCACUGUUUUGCUAAAAUGAAACAUGCUAUGAAGUGUUAAAGAUAAGGGGUUAUGUAAUUGUUAUUCAUAACUAACUCAGUAAAUAGAUUAAUCUUAAGAUUUGAGCGUUAUAAUUACUGUAUUUGUACUGUUGUUCAUGAACAGUGAAAACAUAUACUGUAUUCCAAGAUAGGUUUUUUAAUGAAUUUAUUUUAAUUAAUAAGAAAUAAAAUUUUAAAUUAAAAUGUAA